GAAUGAUGCAGUUGUGAUCUCGGGCAGGAAGCUGGCCCGGCAGAUCCGGCAGGAAGCCCGUCACGAGGUCGAGCAGUGGGUAGCAGCCGGAAACAAGAGACCUCACCUCAGCGUCGUCCUCGUGGGUGAGAAUCCAGCCAGUCACUCCUACGUGCUGAACAAAACCAAAGCGGCUGCUGACGUUGGUAUCAGCAGUGAAACCAUCCUCAGGCCAGCUUCCAUUACUGAAGAGGAGCUCCUGGAUUUGAUCAGCAAACUCAAUAACGAUGCCAAUGUGGAUGGUCUGUUAGUGCAGCUUCCUUUACCUGAGCAUAUUGAUGAACGCAAGAUUUGCAACGCUGUGAGUCCAGACAAAGAUGUUGAUGGCUUCCACGUGAUAAACGUGGGGCGCAUGUGCCUUGACCAGUACUCCAUGCUGCCAGCUACCCCCUGGGGGGUGUGGGAGAUCAUUAAGAGAACUGGCAUCCCAACGCUGGGGAAGAACGUGGUGGUGGCUGGCAGGUCGAAGAAUGUGGGCAUGCCCAUUGCCAUGUUGCUGCAUACAGAUGGCAGGCACGAGCGCCCAGGAGGUGAUGCCACAGUCACGAUAUCCCACCGCUACACUCCCAAGGAGCAGCUGAAGCAGCACACGAUCCGUGCUGAUAUUGUGGUAGCAGCAGCAGGCAUUCCCAACCUGAUCACAGCUGAUAUGAUCAAAGAAGGAGCUGCAGUUAUUGAUGUGGGAAUAACGAGAGUGCAGGACCCCAUCACUGCCAAACCCAGGCUGGUUGGGGACGUGGAUUUUGAAGGGGUGAAGAAGAAAGCCAGCUACAUCACCCCAGUCCCAGGGGGAGUUGGGCCCAUGACUGUUGCCAUGCUGAUGAAGAACACCAUCAUCGCUGCCAAGAAGCUGUUGAAACCCAAAGAGCUGGAAGCAUUAACAGUGUAACAGGGGACUCUCCUUAGCCCUGAGUGUGACAUUCCAAACUGACUCCCAAGCAGGCCGAGAGAAAAUGCAAUAUAUUUAUUGUAUUGUAAGUGGAAUUUCCUAUUCUGGGGUCAUAGAUGCUUAUUGGAAGCUGAAGCACAUGCACGUUAGUUGUAUGAAGGUGUGAAUAUCUACACUCCUGGCCUACUCGUGCUAGCAAAGCUGCUUUACAGUUAAGUGAGCUCUUCUAGGAGCUG
Molecule: messenger RNA, 1164 nt
Organism: Nestor notabilis (Kea)
Lineage: Eukaryota; Metazoa; Chordata; Aves; Psittaciformes; Psittacidae
Gene: MTHFD2
Product: methylenetetrahydrofolate dehydrogenase (NADP+ dependent) 2, methenyltetrahydrofolate cyclohydrolase
Exons: 7
Biological process (GO): tetrahydrofolate interconversion
Cellular component (GO): mitochondrion
Molecular function (GO): methenyltetrahydrofolate cyclohydrolase activity; methylenetetrahydrofolate dehydrogenase (NADP+) activity; methylenetetrahydrofolate dehydrogenase (NAD+) activity
Source: RefSeq, a predicted model, not a curated record